CUUUCUAUCUCUCUAUCUGUGCGAGUGGAAGGUGGGAAUCUCGAGGAGACGUCCUGUCAGAACAAGGGGUGGAGGUUGAGCACGCGUUCUGAAAGUUUGUUGGGCUCUCUCGUAGUGUAAUUUAGGUGGUUUUCUAGCUCUUCUUCUUGUUUUUUAUUUUUUUAUUUUUUUCUUUUGGUCUUUCCCUCAAAUCAUUAAAUAAAUGAUUUGUGGUAGUAUAGAGGAAUUUGAAUUGCUAUGUACAAGUAUGAUUUUUUUCUCAUGCAUGUCAAGAUUGAGCAAUUAGCUGUUUAUGGGGCAAGUUUGUUCCACUCGAAGGGAUCAUUUGUUAUUGAGACAUGGAUCCUUUGAAUGAUAGGCUGCUUGACUCCACCUUCUUGAUGUCUGAGGAACAAGCAAUGUCCCCUCUUCUUGUCUUCUUCAAAGACGCAAGGCAAGUCUUCAAAUUGGAUGAGCUAGGAUUAGAGAUUGCAUGGAUCGCUUUCCCUGCUGCAAUGGCAUUAACAGCCGAUCCUAUUGCCUCUCUGGUAGACACGGCAUUCAUCGGCCAGAUAGGUGCGGUAGAGCUUGCAGCUGUAGGUGUCUCUAUUGCAGUAUUUAACCAAGUGUCAAGGAUUGCUAUCUUUCCUCUUGUUAGUGUAACUACAUCUUUUGUUGCUGAGGAGGAUGCUACUUGCAAAAUGGCCAGUGAAGAAUUUGAAUGUGGAGAACAGGAAGGGACUUUUUCUAUAGAUAGUGAAAUGAAAGAAUUGAUUCCUCGAAAUGAUCCUGAAAGGACCGUGCACAACUCAUCUCCCUGCUCUGAUAAAUCUAUAUGUACAAUCAAACUUGGGCGUGAACGGAAACAUAUUCCAUCAGCGUCUUCAGCAUUAGCAAUUGGUGGGAUACUUGGUCUUCUCCAAGCUCUCAUUCUCAUUUUUGGAGCAAUACCUAUCUUGAACUUUAUGGGUGUAAAACCUGAUUCCCCUAUGUUGACCCCAGCAUGUCAAUACUUAACAUUGAGGUCUCUUGGUGCUCCUGCUGUUCUCUUGUCUUUGGCCAUGCAAGGGGUCUUUCGAGGAUUCAAGGAUACAAAAACUCCUUUAUAUGCAACAGUGGCUGGAGAUGCAACCAAUAUUAUCUUGGAUCCCAUAUUUAUGUUUGUUUUCCAUUUAGGUGUCAGUGGUGCAGCUAUUGCUCAUGUUAUUUCUCAAUACUUGAUUGCAUUAAUACUUUUGUGGAGACUAUUGAGAGAAGUUGACGUGCUACCUCCUAGUAUCAAAGAUCUGCAGUUUAGCCGCUUCCUGAAAAACAGUUUUCUAUUACUUGCAAGGGUAAUCGCUGUCACAUUCUGUGUGACACUGGCAGCAUCGAUGGCUGCAAGACAGGGAUCAAUUCCUAUGGCAGCUUUCCAGAUCUGCUUGCAGAUCUGGUUGGCGACGUCUCUUCUUGCUGAUGGAUUGGCUGUUGCUGGACAGGCAAUACUUGCGAGUGCAUUUGCUAGAAGAGAUCAUGCCAGAGCAACAGCUGCUGCAUCCCGUGUUUUGCAGUGGGGUGUGAUUCUAGGUCUGGUUCUCUGUGUCAUACUUGGAAUUGGCUUGCAGUUUGCAUCAAGAUUAUUUACCAAGGAUGCCAAUGUUCUGCAACUUAUUCAUAUAGGAAUCCCGUUUGUGGCACUUACUCAACCAAUUAAUGCCUUGGCGUUUGUUUUCGAUGGCAUCAAUUUUGGAGCAUCAGAUUUUUCAUAUUCUGCAUAUUCUAUGGUCCUAGUGGCCAUUGUCAGCAUCUUAUGCUUGGUUGUCCUCUCUUCUAGUCAUGGUUUUAUUGGAAUCUGGGUAGCUCUAACAAUCUACAUGAGCCUACGAAUGUUUGCUGGUUUUUGGAGGAUAGGGACAGCAAGAGGGCCAUGGGCAUUUCUUCGGAGUGUUUAAUGUCUUACCUUUGUGAUUCCUUUCUGUCUAGCCAAAUGUUUAGAAUGUGAUCUCUGUUAACUCAGUUAUUAAAGGUUGGUCAAACACCUAACAUGUAGAAGGAUUAAAAAGUUGAAUGCUAUCCAAGACUGAAAUUUCCUUUAACAGGUUCUUAUUGGAAAGCUAGCCUCAACAUAAAACAAGGGCAUUACUCUGAUCAAAGGCACUAGCAGUCUGCAUUUAUACAGGCUAUGGAAGGCAAGAACCUCUAGACAGUAUGAUGCCAUUUAUUUCAUUAAGCUGAAAUAUCGGUCCACAAAGUAAAGAUCACAAUCAAUGUCUCAAAAUGUUUCUUUAUGCUGAGAAAUGGAUUGAUGUGCACAACAAAGUUAUGCAGGAUUCUUGUAAGACCAUCUGGAUGAAAAUUUACCCCAUUUUCUUCCCCUUAAGUAUAAAAUCACUUGCUAUCUAUAUUUGUAAUUUCUAAAGUUAUUUCAUUGUUUAUGUGCUAUAAGAAACAAAGGGGAUGGUAUUAUGUUUAUUGUUGACAAAAGAUCAAAAACUUAUGUUAUGCAUGUUUGAAAAAGACGACCAUUGUACAUUUGCACCUGGA
This is a messenger RNA of Elaeis guineensis (African oil palm), 2502 nucleotides long. Lineage: Eukaryota; Viridiplantae; Streptophyta; Magnoliopsida; Arecales; Arecaceae. The record is from RefSeq and is a predicted model, not a curated record.